AUGCCUCUUUUAAAGAAGAAGUCCUUUGCCUUGACUGAGCCUCCUCAGGAUUUGAAGCCAGAGGAGCAUGUUUACCAAGUUCGAUUUACGAAAGAAAUAUUUCGAGAUUAUCCUGGUUAUUUGAGCCGUUUGAAUUUGUACCGCCAGAGGGUUUGGGCAUGUAAAGUCACUGGAAAAACUGGCUUGACUUAUGAAGAGGCUUUGGUGUCAGAACAAAGAGCUACUGAAAAAUUCCUACAGUUUCCCAAAGAAUUUAUGACUCCUGCUCUAAAGAUCAUUCAAUUCAGUAUGCUCCCUUUGAAGGAACUUGCCGAUUCUAUUGCUGAAAAACUGCAGGAACGUUUGUUCAUUGGUGCGGAACUUUAUGGGAAAAAAGAUGAUGGUCUAUGUCCAUGCAGAAUACUAAAAGUCAUCCAGGAAGGAGUCAACAAAUAUCGAUAUGAGGUAGCCUGGCUUGACAAAAACAAGAAUAUUAGUGAAAAAACUGAAAUAUCUGCAGAGGAUUUGGUGCAAAAGAAGCCUCUUUUUAGUAGAAAUAUUCUGAAGUCUUUUAUCCGAGAAUCUACAUACCGAAGUGCCCCUUGGGUGUUACAUAACAAACUGGCACAAAAUCAAGGUAUCUCAACUGAAGUUCCUGAGGAGUUAAGAGGAAAGGUUUUUCUCAAAGACGGACUUAUAGUUUGCUCCAAGAAAAGAAAUAAUGAGGAAUCAAUGGAGGAAGCUGAUAAACUUAAAAAGAAGAAGUUGGACAGGACACUAGUCAAUGGUUCUGCACGAGAGAAAGAAAAUGUAGAAUGCAAGGAGAUACCAAUCAAAUACCCCAUUGAUGAUCUAUUGGUGAAGCCUAGUCCAGAUGACCCUGUUUUCACUGUCCGUCCUCCUCCGUCAAGAGACUUCAAUGUUCCAAUUCAUUGUGUAGGGGAUCUCUUAAUGGUUUGGGAUUUUUGUACUUCUUUUGGUAAACAGUUACACUUGUGGCCCUACUCUUUGGAAGAUUUUGAAAAUGCAAUCUGCCAUAAGGAUAGCAAUGUGGUUCUCCUUGUGGAAUCUCAUGCUGCACUUUUUCGAGUUCUUAUCAAAGAUGAUGGUGAAUACACUUCAGUGGUUGAGAAACGGAAUGUGAAGAAGAUAACAAUGGUUAACUGGGGAGAAUACCUGUGUGAUUUUCUAGAAAUGAUCAAUAUUCCUCGAUUACGGAACUAUGAAGCAACCAUAAAACGGGGACAUUAUGGCCUUGUAGAUGCCAAUGCUAAAUUAGAGCUCUUAUCCGAGUUGGUCAAUCGAGUCCUUGAAACUGCAGUUUUCAGGGAGAAGUUGGAUAAGUUAAUUGAACAACGCCACGAACUUGGGGCCUCUAAAAGGGAAGAAGCACUAGAACUUGGUAGAAAGAAAAGAGAAAAGAAGGAGAGGUUGAAAGCUGACUCAGAAAGCAACGGGCAUCAUUUAAUAGACAGUGCAGAUAUCCUAACAAACAAUAAUCACAUUAUGCAAAAUGGACACAUGGAAAAGAAAACAAAUGGAGAGAUAGAAUCAUCCAUUCAAGACAAUUCACUGGGUAGUAGUGGGAUUAAGCAUUCAAGUCCUGCUUCAGAAAAGACUCCUAAAAAUCUGGAUUCAGAGCUGAAAGAACCACCAGAAAAUGGAAAAGUAUCCAAAAAGAAAUCAUCAAAUCCUGCUUCAGAAAAGACUCCUAAAAAUCUGGAUUCAGAGCUGAAAGAACCACCAGAAAAUGGAAAAGUAUCCAAAAAGAAAUCAUCAAAACAGUUGAAGGUGGUUAAGGAUUCAUCAGACAAGAAUAGUGUAGAGCGGAGGAGAGAAUACUUUGAACGGGAGAUGGAGAAACGAACUAUUCGUAGAAGCCCAUUAGGUAAAGACCGAGAUUACAAUAGGUAUUGGUGGUUCCGCCGCGAUGGAAGGAUAUUUGUUGAAAGCUGCGACUCCAAGGAGUGGGGAUACUACAGCAGCAAGGAAGAGCUUGAUGCAUUGAUGGGUUCACUGAAUUGCAAGGGUGAGCGUGAAAGGGAACUGCAAAAACAACUGGAAAAAAGUUAUACUAGUAUAUGUUCAGAACUGCAAAAAAGAUCGAAUUUGGUGCAGAAUAGUGCCAUUGACGAGUCUAUACUUCGAAGGUCUACUCGUGUUCGAGCUCCACCCAGGGAAAACCCUGCCCAUGCUUUCCUCAAAUAUGUUAACAAGUGGAAAGAUGAGUAA
Vicia faba (fava bean) is the source of this 2211-nucleotide messenger RNA. The record is from the annotation of a GenBank genome assembly. NCBI's taxonomy places the organism in Eukaryota, Viridiplantae, Streptophyta, Magnoliopsida, Fabales, Fabaceae.